CAACAGGGGAGCUCCGAUACGACUAACACAAAUACAAACAAUUCGCUCUGCAAUCAGGCGGCCUUUCACGCGGUCAGCGCGGACGAAGAGCAACAGCCGGAGGAGCACCAUCGGCAGCGACAGCAGCACCAGCACCAGCACCAGCACCAACAGCAACUGCUGCGGGACGAGGAGGAGGAGGCUAUCAUCAACGAUAGCGACGAUGUGGAUGGCAGCAGCGAAUCGGACGCUCUGCAUCAGGACACCUCCAGCUGUGAGGUCUCAUCGAUGACAAUGACCGUUUGGUCAGCCAUUGGCCAGCGGCUCAACGCGCUCGUCUGCCACUGCUGUGAGCGCAAGUUGCCCGAGCCGGAGAAUGUGUAAGAAGUCGAUGCCAAAUAUA
This is a messenger RNA of Drosophila hydei, 382 nucleotides long. RefSeq lists its product as uncharacterized. The record is from RefSeq and is a predicted model, not a curated record. The transcript has a single exon. The annotation marks the transcript as partial. NCBI's taxonomy places the organism in Eukaryota, Metazoa, Arthropoda, Insecta, Diptera, Drosophilidae.